ACAAUUUCUUGUCUGUGGGGGGCUUCGCCUCCUUCCUCGUUUCACCCUUGUGCUCGUUUUCUAACGAUUUCCGAGAAAUUUCCCUAAACCAAACCGAUAUAUAUAUAUUAAUAUUGCUACUAAUUAAGCAAAGUGAAUAGUAGCAUAUUAUAUUCAAUGGGAUUUGUGAAGUUUUUGAAGUUCCUCCGUCUCAAGGUGAGGGGGAGGAGGGCGGCGGAGAGGGUCGCGGCCGUUGAUAUUGGCGGAGAAGGAAACGUCGGAGAUGCGAUUUUCUGCAAGUCCGAAGGUGAAGGGGCGAUUUUGUAUGCGUGGGAAGAGAUUAGGAAAUUUACGAUGGAUUUCGCAAGUGUGAUCGGAUAUGGAGGUUUUAGUACUGUUUAUCUUGCUAAACUCUCCGAUUCGUCGACGGCGGCGGUGAAGAUCCAGUUUCGCUGCACACAGCGUUUGAAUGAAGCUUACAAGCAGGAAUUGGAGAUUUUGCUGCGAAUCAACCACCCUUAUAUUGUCAAAUUGCUUGGCUAUUGUGGUGAAGAUAGAGAAGAAGGCACAUUAAUAUUGGAGCACGCAGUGAACGGCAAUCUUCAUGAAAAGCUACAUAAUUCACUCUCAAGCCUCUCUGUUAAGGUCUCAUGGAGGAGAAGGGUGGCCAUAGCCUUCCAGCUCGCCACCGCCGUAGACUAUCUCCACCAAAACUGCAUCAUCCACUGCGACAUCAAAUCUUCCAACAUCUUACUCGACGACCAGCUCAACUGCAAGCUCUGCGAUUUCGGCUCAUCGAAAAUGGGCUUCGCUUCACUAGUAGUCUCUUCAAACUCGAAGAGCCGAGCUGCAAUGCUUGGCUCUCCUGGCUACACCGAUCCUCACUACAUGAGGACCGGGCUCGCCUCCAAGAAGAGCGACGUGUACAGCUUUGGAGUGAUCCUAUUGGAGCUCGUGUCCGGGAUGGAAGCCCUCGACCCGUUGAGCGGGGAGAGGCUGACCGCGAGGGCAGGCCCCGCUCUUCGAGAUAUGGAGAAGGUGGUUGAGAUAGUUGACCCGCGGCUGAAAAGCCGCGGGGAUUUUGACUGGGAAGAGGCUAAGGCAGUGGCUGAGGUGGCGGCCACGUGCCUUAGUGAUUCCCCGGCCCAUCGGCCUUCGAUGUUGGAUGUCUUGACUGCUUUGAGGAAGGAGGUUUCCUCAAUAUCGUGUUUGGUUUGAUGAGA
Molecule: messenger RNA, 1202 nt
Organism: Salvia splendens (bonfire salvia)
Lineage: Eukaryota; Viridiplantae; Streptophyta; Magnoliopsida; Lamiales; Lamiaceae
Product: salt tolerance receptor-like cytoplasmic kinase 1
Exons: 3
Coding region: 157-1197 (346 amino acids)
Biological process (GO): protein phosphorylation
Cellular component (GO): plasma membrane
Molecular function (GO): ATP binding; protein kinase activity
Source: RefSeq, a predicted model, not a curated record